Molecule: messenger RNA, 1670 nt
Organism: Pararge aegeria (speckled wood butterfly)
Lineage: Eukaryota; Metazoa; Arthropoda; Insecta; Lepidoptera; Nymphalidae
Gene: Gasz
Product: ankyrin repeat, SAM and basic leucine zipper domain-containing protein 1
Exons: 8
Coding region: 196-1650 (484 amino acids)
Molecular function (GO): protein binding
Source: RefSeq, a predicted model, not a curated record
AGAAUUGAGAAAUGCUGAAUGCGUUUUUCAACUCGACUCAUUGACUGAGUCUUUAAAAAUUGAAUUGUUUAAAAUUUAUUAAAUCUCUAGUUCUUUAGGAUUCGAAAUGUCAAAUAAACUGUUGCUCAAGGGGGAUAUUUAGACAACCAUUUAUUUAUAAUUAAAUAUUUCUUUACUAUUUGCGAAAUACUAAAUAUGGCAAACUUUAGACCGGCUGGGCUUUCGGAUGAAGAUUCCGAUAGCGAUGAUUACGGUUUUUCUGAUAAACAGGAUCGAUAUAAAUUUUCUAAACCUUUGGAAGACACAAGACCAAAGUCUGAAACAAAGUUACAAGAUGCUAUUAUAAAUGGAGAUCUUGAAGGAACUGCUAAAGUUAUCAGUGAAGAUCUGAGGGACAAUGUGAACACCAAACUGGAAAGUGGCUGGACACCUCUUUCACAUGCCUGUUUUCAUGCCCAAGAAAAUAUUGUCCAAUUCCUAUUGGAUAAGGGGGCUGAUCCCAAUAUACAUGCAGAUUCUGCAACACCACUUAUGUUGGCAUGUUCAAAUAGCAGUGCUGAUGAGAUUGUAACAUACAACAUUGUCUCCAAUCUAAUAAAAAAAGGCUCCUUGCUCAACAUUGGUGAUAAAUAUGGUGUGACACCACUUAUGCGAGCUGCUAUUAGUGGACGGGUAUCUGUAGUUGAAUUAAUUUUAGAAAAGGAUAUUAACAUUGAAAUGAGAGAUCGACAGGGCUGGACUGCAGUCUUUUGGACAAUAUAUCAUAAUCAACCGCAAUGUCUCGAGAUACUUUUAAAGAAGGGAGCGAGAUGGAACAUAGUUGAUAAAUCACAACGCUCUCCAAUACAGAUUGCAAUGUCUCAUGACUAUGAAGAGAUCAAUUACAUACUUAAAGAAUAUGCAAAGACUUCAUAUGAAGUUGAAGAACUGAAAGAAAAAGAAGUUUUUGAUAAAAUAAACUAUAGUCUAAGUAAUUUGGAAUUGUGGCAAGAUUAUUAUCCAGGAUUAAGAGAUGAGAGCAAACCUAAGUAUGCAAAAGAAAUACCUCACCUACUAUACGGUAUGAAUUGCGAUCGCCUGACUAACAUCUUUAAACAUAAUCCCAUUGAUUUAAGAACGUUUCUAUUAUUAGAGAAUGAGGAUAUGGUAAAGUUAGGUAUUGAAAUGCCAUAUGAGAGACAGCGAUUGAGAUGUGGUUUGCGUAAUUUUCACAACAGGGGCUGGAAAGUUAAUGCCGUGGCUGGACUACAAACAAGGAAAAACAAACCAUACAGUACUGUUGAAUGCUUAAACAUAUUGGGAAACCAUCUACAACAGCUGUAUAUAUUGGAGACCACGCUCAUAUACAUUUUGCGUGAUUUUAGCAGAAUUCAGAAUAAAAUAAAAUAUGAACCGCCCGAUUCACCAACGAUAAACAAAUUGCUUGGUUCAGCUAAGAAAAUGAUUGAAAACAUUAAUAAUUUAAGAACAGAAAUAAAUACAAUGAAGAAAAUUCAUAUCAAGAUGAGUAGAGAAAGUUUCAGACCUGCCGACCUUAUUAUAGAGAAGAGCAAAAAAGACAUAGCACUCGAACUGUGUACUCAACUAGUUGUGUUUGGGGCCCUCAGCUAUUUCGCUUAUCGGACAAUCAAUAAGAUGUUGAUCAAAUAAAUAUAUACGUUUUGAAAGUU